AUGGCAUCCCCCUGGCUAAAUCAGGUGGACGGUGGUACUGAUGAUGACCAAGACUGGAAAGAUUUAAAGAGACAAGAACUGGGUAAAGCAAAAUUCAUCAGGAAUGAGCUCAGGGUAGUGAAAACCAAAGAUCCACAGCUCCCCAAAAUGAGAAGGAAAAGAAGAAAAGCCUAUAAGAAAUGGAAAAUGCUGACUACUGCAAGAUGUGCCUCUCAGCCAUCUGGUCAAGUAUGCCAAAAAAUUAUGAAAGAUCUUGAAAAGGAAGUCGAGGGAGCCGCUUCAGAGGCUGUGUUUCAUCAGGCUGGGGCUUCAGGGAAAUCUGAGGGAAAUGGAGAUGAGCAGACAUCUGUGUCUAUAAAUAGAAAGCAGAAUUCCUCUUCUCUCUCUGAAGAUGAGAAACAGCCUCCAUCUGACAGAAAAAUACACCAGAAGGCAAAAAGUAAUGACCCUCCUUCAGCUGUCACUCAGCAGCCAGAGAAAGGCUUACCAGUGGUCAUGUUUAAUGACUAUGAAAAAGCAUUAGCAGGAAACAUUACAAUGCAGGGUUUCCCAAGCACAGGAGAGGACUUUAAAGCAACAAGAGGAAAGUUUCUUGCAGAAGUCAAAUUUGGGGCUUUCACUAUACAAGUAGACACGAGGAAAAGCAUUUUCUGCAAAACAGGAGCACAAGUCGCUACCAAAAAGAGAUGUCCGACAUGUCACCAGCAGUUUUCUAUCCAGCAGAUUAGGAGAAGUGCCACAUCGAGGAGCUACUUCCCUAAAUACAAUAAUAUAUUGGCAGAAGAUCCCAAGCACAAGAUGUCAUCUACCAGCACAGGAGAAACUACUAGAACCGAGAAUCCCUCCCUGAAUGUCCAUAUUGUAGGAAAAGGAAUUAGAGUUGAAUAUGCAAGUGAGAAACAGAACAUAAGCAUUAACAUAAUUCAUCCUAAAAGAAGGGGGAAAGUAAUCAAACAUAGAGGUCUUUCCUCCAGUCAUGCCAUCGAAGAACCCAUAGGAUCUCCUUCACAGUCCCACAUCAGAACUAGAAGGUGCUGGAGUGAAAACAAGUACCAGACUUCAGACAUUUUGCAUGAUUCUUCUCCUGUGGAUGCCCACCGGGAGAAUCUGGGCACAGCUAUCUCCAAGAAAAUUAGUCCCAACAUACCACCCUCAGCUUCAGAUAAUUCUAUGACAGGCACCGUUCCUUUGCAAGAUGGUUCAGACUGUGUCAUGUGUUCUUUGUUUUCUCCAAACCCACAGCUCACCAGAGAAAAGGCAGCCAAUAUCCAAGACCAAGGCCGAAAUCCUCGGCCUGCAGAAGACGGUGACAAUGCAAAUAUUCGAUCUGUUCCUGCCAGCCAAAGUGCUCUGAGGUCAUCUCCCUCCCUUAGUCCAUCCCACUGGGCCACCACACAUUUAGAGCCUGUGGAGACUCCUGCAAAUGCAUUGUCCUUUAAUCACUGUACAAAGUUUGAGUUAGACCAGGAGACGGUGCACACAACUGAUAGAGACAUUGACAAGGUUGUUUUACACAGUGACUCUUGUGCAAACUCACAGCCACUCCUGGAAAGGAAUAGCAUGCAGAGUCCAGCUCUUGGGCUUGCACCCUGCAGCAAUCCACUCCACAGCAUUAACCAUAGCUCCACGGAGUGGGACCAAACAGAGGACUGGGAGACCCAUGCAGAGAUAGCAGUUUUCAACAGAACAAACGUGCCAUUCAUGGCCUCAAUACCCGAUGAGUUUCAGCAAAGAGUUAUUACUGAAAACGAUAAAGGAGGAGACACAGUUGAUUCCCAUUGUGCCAUGGGAGUGAGAAACCCUGAAGAGUUGCCUCCACCUCUGGAAAAGGUUGAGGAUGGAAAAUGCCAGGUAAUUCCAGUGGUAAAGCAAAAAUGCCACAGAGAUGGGGAAGCCCUAACUGGUGGGAAUCACAAUGAAGUCUGUUUCGGAACAGACUUCCCACUGCAUGCCUCCGAGUCCGGCUGUGCAGGAUGUGCAGCGGAAACAUUAUUGCUUAUUGAGAGAACUCAAACCAAUGAUGCAGACCUGCAUCAUAACCACUGUGAAACAAGACUAGCUGCUUUUCAACAGGAGCCAGCCCAGUGCCAAAAGACUGCGUCAACAAGAGUACACUGUGAAGAUGAGGGCCAGAGUGACUCAAAGGAAACGACCCAUCCCCCUGAAGAUGUGUUGCUGUCACCUCAGAUGCAGAAGGCUUCGAAAGAUCAGAACUUUGAAAUCAACAGCCUCAGAAAGCUUUCUCAGGAUUCAUCUCUGAGAGUUGGAAGAGCUAGCGAUGGUUCCCAGGAAGAAGCAGUGGACCAGUGGGCCCGGCGAAGGCAGCAGUUCAAAGACCGCAAGAGAUGCAGUUCAGCAGGGGGCAGUUCAUUUGCAAGCAACGUCACUGAAGGCUCCAUCACCUCAGAUGACACUGGUUCUAUGGAUCUUGCCUUUCGAGUUGAUAUUGGAGAAAAAGGAUUCUACACAGAGAAUUUCCAUUCAGCAGCAUGGGUUUUCCGAGGGGAUGAUGGAAAUCCUGAAGAUAGUCCCAGAUGCCUUAGUAAAAAACCAGGACCUGUAGCUGUACGUGAGCGAACUGUGAGACUCUUUAAAGGAACUGGAGAUUAUCCAUGGGGAUUCCGAAUUCAGUUUUCCAAACCGAUCAUGGUAACUGAAGUGGAUACAAACAGUGCAGCCGAGGAAGCCGGACUACAGAUUGGAGAUGUGGUGCUGUCUGUCAAUGGCACCGAGGUCACCAGUGUGGAGCAUGCAGAAGCUGUGCACCUUGCAAGGAAAGGUCCCGACAUCUUGACUCUGGUGGUAGGAUCUGACAUCAGCCGCUGUCCCAACACCCCGUGGCCCACGUGCCGUGGCUACCUGCACAAGAGGAGCCAGUCUGGCUUUCUGAAGGGCUGGAGGAAGAGGUGGUUUGUGUUGAAGUAUGAUGGCUACCUCCAAUAUUACAAACAUAAAAAGGAUGAAGGAAAGUGCCCUCCAUUGGAGGUCAUAAAACUACAAGCUGCAGAGAUCGACGUUGACAACAGCUUGGGAAAACCCUUUGUGUUUCACUGCGUACCUCAGUCUGGAGAUAGAAGCUUUUGCCUCUGUGCAACUUCAAACCAAGAAAUGAAAAGGUGGCUCGAGGCGAUGCACAGGGCAGCCCAUCCUACCCACCAGAACCAUGUCUGGGAAGAUGUCACCCUGCACAACAGCAGCCUCCCCCCUCUGGCUAUCAAAAAUCCAGAGUGCCUAGGCCUCCUGCACCAGCUGGAGAGAAGCACAGACACGUGGGUCCAACACUACUGCAUUCUGAAGGAUGGCUGCUUGUAUUUCUAUGCAAGUAUUCGUUCCACCCAGGCCUCUGGUGGCUUGUAUCUUCAAGGAUAUAGGGUGAGUGAACAGACCCACAAUUUCAAACAAUCAGUGAUUGAACUCAAACCUCCAUCAGAAGAGUUCAAGACUUUCUAUUUCUGUGCAGAAAAUACAACAGAAAACCAGCGCUGGAUCACAGCUUUGAAACUGUCCAUCAAAAAGUGGCUUCCCUUGGACCAGGCUAUUCAAGAGUUCAUGAACCGGCCACUAGAGGAGACAAGAAUGUAA
This is a messenger RNA of Jaculus jaculus (lesser Egyptian jerboa), 3582 nucleotides long. RefSeq lists its product as uncharacterized. The record is from RefSeq and is a predicted model, not a curated record. The transcript is spliced from 13 exons. Lineage: Eukaryota; Metazoa; Chordata; Mammalia; Rodentia; Dipodidae. The coding region runs from base 1 to 3582 and encodes 1193 amino acids. Gene Ontology annotation, molecular function: protein binding.